AUGCGAGAAUGGGAUCAAAGAGCAAUUGUCAAGGCAGCACAGGAGAAAGGAGUAGAAUGGUACUUCCAACCCUUUAAGAAAUGGCAUUUUCAACCACCAACCGCAAGUCAUAUGUCUGGUGUGUGGGAACGACUAAUUCGAAGUGUGCGCAAAGUCAUGAAGGCUAUCCUCGGACAUCCACAUGCCUUUGUGGAUCGUGAGACGUUGCGGACACUUUUCGCUGAAGUUGUUGGUAUCCUUAACACCCGUUCGUUGUGUCCAAGCAGUGAUGAUCCAAAAGAUAUGGAACCGCUAACGCCAAGCCAUUUCCUCCAGCAACGUCAAGGAUUGGCUAUUCCUCCUGGAGUGUUCGAAGAUUCAGAGAUGUUCUCACGUAAGAAAUGGAAGAGAGCGCAGGUGCUAGCAAAUCAAUUUUGGGCUCGCUGGGUUCGAGAGUGUCUUCCCAUUCUUCAAGUAAGGAAAAAGUGGCUUGUGGCGAAAUGAAAUCUUCAAGUGAAUGAUCUCGUGUUGGUCGUUGACUCAACCCAGCCAAGAAGUCAUUGGAAUCUAGGACAUGUGACGAAGGUGUUUCCUGGCACGGACGGUUUAGUACGCACAGCCGAAGUAAAGACCCAGUCGUCGUUACUAGUGAGACCUAUCGCAAAGCUUUGCUUGUUAGAAGAGACGAAACGAAUUUAUAUUGAACGACUGUCUAACGGGGGUACUAUGUUGAGGCGCCCUCAACACUACAGCACGGCGGUGUUACAAUUAAUAGUAUUCAUAAUUAUAUAUACUAAUUAUAUUAAUGACAUUCAUAUUUUGGACAAGAAAGCGUGGACUUUUGCCCUCUUGAAGCAAAGUGCAACCGAGGGUGCGACAACAGCUUUGCUAAGACUUCUUUGA
Paramuricea clavata is the source of this 882-nucleotide messenger RNA. The record is from the annotation of a GenBank genome assembly. NCBI's taxonomy places the organism in Eukaryota, Metazoa, Cnidaria, Anthozoa, Malacalcyonacea, Plexauridae.